This is a messenger RNA of Penicillium brasilianum, 1566 nucleotides long. Lineage: Eukaryota; Fungi; Ascomycota; Eurotiomycetes; Eurotiales; Aspergillaceae. The record is from the annotation of a GenBank genome assembly.
AUGAGCUUCACGAACCCGAUCAUCCCGGGUUUCAACCCAGAUCCCUCAAUCGUUCGAGUUGACAAGGAUUUCUUCUUGGUCACCUCAAGCUUUGAAUACUUCCCCGGCGCUCCAAUUUACCACAGUCGGGACUUGAUUCAGUGGAAGCUCAUUGGCCAUGCGUUAACAAGACCGAGUCAGCUUCAGAUUCACACGCCCGAGCCGGGUGGAGGCGUGUGGGCCACUACUAUCCGCUACCAUCGGGGUGUGUUUUACAUCACGGCUGCUAGCUUUCAACGAUAUCGGCCUCAGCAGGAUGAUCGAGUCUGGCCGCAGGGAUUCUACGUUAAGACGACGAAUAUUUGGGAUGAUAGCACCUGGUCUGAUCCGGUUUAUUUUGAUCAAGUGGGAUUCGAUCAGGAUCUGUUCUGGGACGAUGAUGGAACUGUAUACCUAUCAUCAACCUAUCGCAAGCUCGAGCCCACACCGGGCGCAAAACUCAAGGACUUUGCCAUUCAUAUCUGCACGGUCGAUCUCGACACGGGACACUCCACAUCAGAACCAAAACUGAUCCGCGAGUCAUCAUCUGGAGUCGCGGAGGGGUCGCAUAUCUACAAGCGCGGUCGUUACUAUUACCUUUUCACGGCCGAGGGUGGUACUGAGAGUGGGCAUUGCGAGUGGGUUAGUCGCAGUGAAGUUGGUCCCCUGGGACCAUGGGAGCUUGCACCCAGCAAUCCCCUCUGGCGUAAUGGAGUGGACGAUGAAGUGCAGAAUACUGGUCAUCUAGAUCUAGUUGAAGAUGCGGAUGGGGAGUGGUGGGCGGUUCUUUUGGCGGUUCGGCCGAUGCGAAGAGGAGAUCAGUGGGAGGAGUCCGUUUUUGGGAGAGAGAGUUUCCUUGUCCAUGUGGAGUGGGACAAUGACUGGCCCGUCAUCAAUGGCGGCAAAAAAAUUUCACUCCAGUCUCAUGGACCGGGGCUCUACCAGCACGAAAUUCCGGUCUCCUGGAAGGAUGAAUUUUCAAGUCCACAGCUUCAGUUGGGCUGGUAUAGGAAAAAUACCCCCUUUACUGUCGACUAUUCUCUUACCGAACGCCCCAAUCAUCUUCGCCUGUAUGGUGGGCCUUGCACCCUUUCGGUACCCGCCAGCCCGACCAUGUUCCUGCGAAAGCAGACUCAUCGAUUUUGUAUCUGGGAGACGCAGCUAUCGUUUCAACCAACCACGGAGCACACCGAGGCUGGCACGGUCGUGUGGUGGAACUAUUUCACCCAUAGCAGCCUUGGAAUUCGAAGAAGAGGUGAUCAUCGAGUCAUUCAGUUCCGGCCCUCGGAGGACGACAUGAUUCAAAGAAGCUUGGAUCUAACCGGCGAUGUGAUUCUCGUUAUUGAAUGUGGUGACGAGUACCGAUUUGGGUAUCGCGACCCAUUUAGCUCGGAGACUAUUUGGAUUGGAAGCGUGGCCAAUCACGUCGCGACCAAGGCACCACCGGUAGGCGCACCGUUCACAGGCAUGAUGCUCGGGCUUUAUGCAUUUGGUGACCGACAGCGUUGUAUGACACCCGCGGACUUUGCAUAUGCAGAACUUAGAUGA